UCAUACAAGCCAAGAACAAUCUCUCUCUCUCUCUCUCUCUCUCUCUAUUCACAUCUUCUCCAGCAACGAUUCACCGCGCCAACUUCAGCAAUUGAUUGUAGCUGUGGAGCAUUCCUCUACCCUUUAUAGAACUCUUUGUACAAUAUUAAGGUCUGCGCAUCAAAGAUGGGGGAGAUGACAAGCUUCCAGAUCGGUGUUCUUGGUGCACUCUUUCUUUCGGUGGCAUCAUCUGUCUCCAUUGUCAUCUGCAACAAAGCUUUGAUGAGCAAUCUUGGAUUUCCUUUUGCUACAACUCUAACUAGUUGGCAUCUUAUGGUGACAUUCUGCACGCUUCACGCCGCUCAGCGCUUCAGUUUGUUUGAGUCCAAAUCCAUGGACAUGAAGACUGUCAUGCUCUUUGGCAUCCUAAAUGGUGUGUCCAUUGGACUUCUCAAUUUGAGCCUCGGUUUCAAUUCGGUUGGAUUCUACCAGAUGACCAAACUUGCAAUCAUUCCUUUCACUGUACUACUGGAGACUCUUUUCUUGAAGAAGCAGUUCAGUGAGAAGAUAAAGUUUUCUCUCCUAAUCCUGCUCAUUGGAGUAGGCAUUGCCUCCAUAACUGAUCUGCAGCUCAAUUUUGUUGGAACAGUUCUUUCCAUUCUAGCCAUUAUAACCACCUGUGUUGGUCAAAUUCUGACAAACACAAUACAGAAGAGGCUCAACGUCUCGUCGACGCAGCUGCUUUACCAGUCAGCCCCAUUUCAAGCAGCAAUUCUGUUUGUCUCAGGCCCUGUAGUUGAUAAGUUCCUCACCAAACAAAAUGUCUUUGCUUACAAGUAUUCACCUAUAGUCUUGGCAUUUAUCAUCCUAUCAUGCAUUAUAUCAGUUUUUGUGAACUUCAGCACAUUCAUGGUCAUUGGCAAGACAUCUCCAGUUACAUAUCAAGUGGUUGGACACCUCAAGACAUGCCUUGUACUUGGAUUUGGAUACACAUUGCUUCAUGACCCUUUCACAAUAAGAAACAUUAUUGGAAUCCUAGUUGCUAUGUGGGGAAUGGUCUUGUACUCCUAUUUCUGCACCCAAGAGAACAAAAAGAAACCAUCUCUUGACCUUUCUUUUGGGCCUCAGGUGAAAGAUAAGGACACUUCAUCACUUUUGGGACAUCAAGAUGUAGAAAGUCAUGAUCCAAAGAAAUCUCUUGCUUAAGAAUUGGUUGCUUUUUGGUACUCUUUACAUGAGACAUUUUGUUUGAGUGUACAUGAAUUCAAUUCUUUAUAAAUAAGAAGAGAUUCAUUUUUAGUUCACAA
Messenger RNA from Tripterygium wilfordii, 1286 nucleotides. RefSeq names its product UDP-xylose transporter 1-like. NCBI's taxonomy places the organism in Eukaryota, Viridiplantae, Streptophyta, Magnoliopsida, Celastrales, Celastraceae. Gene Ontology annotation, cellular component: Golgi apparatus. The record is from RefSeq and is a predicted model, not a curated record. Gene Ontology annotation, molecular function: UDP-xylose transmembrane transporter activity; antiporter activity. The transcript is spliced from 8 exons. The coding region runs from base 166 to 1185 and encodes 339 amino acids.